Molecule: messenger RNA, 1190 nt
Organism: Gaeumannomyces tritici R3-111a-1
Lineage: Eukaryota; Fungi; Ascomycota; Sordariomycetes; Magnaporthales; Magnaporthaceae
Exons: 3
Coding region: 161-679 (172 amino acids)
Source: RefSeq, a predicted model, not a curated record
ACCAAGAAAAAAAAAAUUACCUCGCGACCCAGACCGACCGACGACGCAAACCCGUUUUCCCCUCGCUGGGUUUUAUCAAAAUACCUAUCGCCGACGUCGAGACCCGCCCGUCUACAUACCUCGAAACCGCCCAACACGCAUGUGCGUGCCAUCAUAGACCAUGGAGAGCAUUCAACUGGCGCAGAUGCUGGCUGACCUCAGCGAUCUGGAUGCUGCACAAGAAGCAGCAGCCGCCCUUGCGCUGGUCAACGCCAACAAGGGCCUGCAAGCGACGGCCGCGAUUCCGGACCAUGUCCGCAGCACACUGAAGCUGCCUGCGGAUGGGCGCCACCAUCACCGCGUCAACUCGUCCUCGGCCUCGGCUGGCCGCACCGCUUCCCCCGCCUCCAGAUUUGACCACUUCGGCCGUCGAAUCUUGACUCCGCCCAUGACCCGGAGCAGCUCCAGCCAUGGCUCCCUGCCGGGAACUCCACGGAGAGAAUCAGAGAACGAAGAGGAAGUCGACCGAGCGUCCACACUCAUGUCGCUCUACGAGAUCCGUGCCAAGAUCAAGCAGCAGGACAACUCGAGCCUGAUGAGGGCACGAGAGAAGGUGCAGGCCUUGGCUGCGAGGCAGCAGGCCCAGGCAGCAGAGAAGAAGGAAGCGCACAAUCGCUACAGCUUUCCGAGACACCCCUGAUUAACCCCGUAUGGCCCAACCUACGACGUCGCUUGCCGCGCCGUCCGGUUCAGCCAACAUUCACGAAAUCAACGUUUGACGGGACACAUUCCUUACCCACUUCUAUCUACUAUGCGCUGCACUAUCACGCUUUCUAAAGGACUCGGCAGCACCGGAGUUAUGAGGUUCGACGGGCAUUUAAUCACGGAUUCACUGGCGUCUUGUUCUGGUGUAUUUUGGUUCCUUUCCUUUGCCCACAUCAUUUCUUUUCCUUCCCUUUUCCUUCCUCUCCUUCCUUACGGGCCAGAAAAGAUGGGUGGAUGAGCGUUCUCCGGAUAUGUAACAACAUACUUUUCUCCCCUUUCGUUUCAUUUAUUUUACAACUGGGCACGUGUGUCGCCGAUUCUUUUUGCCUACAUGCUUCUAUUAUGGCCACCACGCAUCAUCAUACGCGCACGUGGGAGAUGUUUCUAUCAGGGUACUGGGCACAUUGGCAUGGACGGGGCAUGGACGGGGCAUGGACGGGGCAUGG